Molecule: messenger RNA, 1641 nt
Organism: Eupeodes corollae
Lineage: Eukaryota; Metazoa; Arthropoda; Insecta; Diptera; Syrphidae
Gene: PLCXD
Product: PI-PLC X domain-containing protein 1
Exons: 3
Coding region: 177-1598 (473 amino acids)
Biological process (GO): lipid metabolic process
Molecular function (GO): phosphoric diester hydrolase activity
Source: RefSeq, a predicted model, not a curated record
AACUUUCAAGUCUCAGAUACGAUCGAGCUUUCGACUUGAUCGGUCUAGCGCGCGGCAAAAUUCUUGUUCAAAAUUUAUAUUUUUAUAUUCCAAUAACGUUGUCGGUAUAUAAAAGAUAAAUAAAACUUAUUUUUAACUUGGGAGAAGUGACUUUUGUUUUCAAUAAACGAUUGAUAAUGGCAACCUUGGCCUAUUUGCUUACAACUGUCAGCUUUAUCAAUAUUGCAGUUGCAUCAGUGGAUGUACAACUUUGGCUGUCAAUAAGUGCACAACAGCGACAGUUAGAAGUGUCAUGGGCGAAUGCCAGAUCUCAUCCCGGUGAUAUGGUCUUGAUAACUAAUCAAGAACCGUUAUCAUUCGAAAAAGUGAAACUGCAAAUGACAACUGAGACACUUGGUGACACUUUAGAGGGAAGCGGUAGUGAUGCAGAAGAUAUCGGUGUAGUUCCAGUAGCUGAGGCUACACCAAAAUCAUUAUUAGACGUGCUACCCUUAGAUACGAGCAACAGUGCUGAGUCAUCGUCGCAAUUCUAUUGGAUUAGCAAUGGUGGGAUGGCAGACGUAGUGGCGUUGGUGCGGCCACUUCAAUCAAAACAAUGGUACACAACUCCGGUGCGCUUUGAUUAUGGUCUCUCACAAAAUGUGACAGCUUAUACAAAAUGCUAUGGCUAUUGGGCAAGUUACGUCGAUGAAAAUGGAACUAUUAUAGCGAGUAAUUGUAUGCGGGCUUAUCCAAAGUGGAUGAAUGAAAUGCGAUCGGUUGUGAGCGCGCUGAGAGUUCGUGAUUUAUUUAUACCAGGAACACACGAUUCGGGUUCGUAUCGACCAAAUUUUUCCCCAUCAAAAAGAGAAACUAUCGUUACGAAAUAUGCAUUGACUCAAGACGAUGAUAUUCGUGGUCAGUUGAUGCAUGGUGUACGGUAUUUGGAUAUUCGAGUGGGUUAUUAUAAAAAUACGCAGGAUUUGUUUUAUGUCAAUCAUGGUAUAACCAGGCAGAGACCUCUGUCGGAGGUAGUUGAUCAGGUUAUGGAUUUUGUUUUGGAGACAAAUGAGAUUGUGAUAUUUGGAGUUAAGGAAUUUCCAGUGGGUUUUGGAAAAGGUCUCGGUGUGCAUCGUCUACUAGUUUCAUAUUUAAAAAAUCGAUUUGGACAACUGUUAGUAUCACCGGACGUGUCAUGGCAAGUCUUUCUUGGUGACGUUUGGAAGAUGAAUCAAAAUAUAUUUCUUGCAUACGAUCAUGGACCAACACAAUGGGAGUUUCCAGGCAUUUUAUUUGGUCCAGUUGAACAACGAUGGGGAGAUGUUCGCAACUGGGCACGUCUUGAGAAAUAUUUAAUUGGAAUCAAUGAAUAUGAUAGAAUGCGACUUUCAAGCCGUCCAGUUGCUGAUAUGGCAGAAUUGACGCCUGAUACAUGGGGUGUUAUAACUGACAAAUAUGGUGGAUUACGAAAAAUGGCCGAUGAGGUUAAUUGGAGAAUAACUGAUUUAUAUCGAGAACGUUUGGGUGAACAUGCAAAUAUUGUUGCAGCUGAUUUUAUUCGAGGAACGUGUUUAAUUGACAUAGCAAUUGAAUUAAAUAGUAAAAAAGUGAUAAGAUAAUGAAGGAAAAAGUGUAAAAUAAAAACGACUGCAUAAAAAUCCU